AUGGACAAGGCUUUCAACAAACACCUGGCAGGAACUCCAUGGGAGGGAAUUCUUUUCUCUCAUCAUUCUGUUGAGAAGGUGAAUCAUGUUUUGGUUUCUAAGGAGGAACUUGAUGAUAUUAUGAAUGUUCACUUCUACAACGAGAAAGGCAGAGAUGAUGCGUUGGCUUGGAAAGCUUACAGAACAUCCAAACUAUACGCUCGUAGCAGCGUACUGCAACAGUGGUUUGCAGUCCUUGGCUGGUUGAGUCCAUACUAUAGCCAUAUCAGACAGGAUACAAUUGAUAACUUGGUUGAAAAAGUUGAGCAGAGUGUCAGGGAGAAGAAGGACAAUGCAAUAUUCAUCAGUGACAAGCAGAGCCUUCUGCAUGAAAAACGUCUUGGCUCUGAUGUUGCUGGUGUUCAUCAGGUGGAUUCCAAGUCGGAUAAUUACCAUGGUUACUUCGGAGGAGCAUCGACAUCAUAUAUUGAAAGCACCAGCUAUUCAAGUAGCAAUGACCUCCCUCUUAGGACGCAUUAUGCCAGUCCAUCACCAGAUACCCUGCUACGAACAAAGAAAAUGCGCAAUCAAGUUGAGAAUGAUGCUAUUCAAAACAUGAUGAAAGGUGUUGAUGAAAGCGGGAUUGUGAGCCAGCAUCAAAUGGAGUCAGACGAUGCUGUACGCGGAUGGUUUGGAGAACAGGAAUCAGAAGGAGGAAACAGGCAUAACAACUCUUUUGUCAUAUCGCAUCGAUGCCAAGACCCAAUCAAUGAGUUCUUGCCAGAUGACAAGAUGCUGGCAUGUACCUUUCCACGGCUGUUUCCCAUAGGGAAAGCUUAUGGAAGACGUGCUGGUAACCUCAAUGGCGAGGAGUUGAACCAUUUACUGAAACAAUUCAGUAUGAUUCAUGGUCAGGACAGACGAAUGUUGGGAUACCUAGCUGAUGUCAAAAGACAAUUUGCAGUCAUAAAAAGUGCAAGCCUCAAACUGAGCGGCAACAGCGAUGCAAUAUCAAGAGUGAAUGAAUUCAUGGAUAGGAACGACCAUCAAGAGAUCUUAAAAACGUUGCAAGAUGAUCCUGAUAGUCCGUCAGCGAAGAAAGUAUGGAAACGGCUGAAAUCGACAUUGACUUUAGUUGGAGGGGACAUUGCUUAUGGAGCUUUGGAAACAAGUAAAUGCAUCAGUCAGACACUUGAAACUGCAAAGCGAUAUGGUGCUGGAUGCACAUUCUUGACGCUAUCACUUGAUGACAUGUUUAAUACGCGGGGAAUUAGAGCUGCAAUUAAAACAAUGGACAAUACAAAAUUUCCUGCGGCUUUUUGUUCUGAAAGUGAGUAUGCCUCCCUUGAUGAUUUUGUCAAAGCCAUCAAAGAACAUGCAGUUGACAGAGGGCAAGGCAACAUCAACUUCAAUGAAGGCGAGGGGAUGCGAUUUGAGGGAGCAUACCUAUCAAAACUAGCAACCGAGAACCCCGCUGCAUAUGUCUGUGAAACAAAAGCAAUUCUUCAUCAUGUCCUUUCAAUUCUCGUUGGUUGUCCACCAGAAGGAUUUUUUGGCGCCUACGAUGGGCGGUCAACACGAAAGAGUCAUUAUUGGAAUACUAAAAAUUGCAAAGGUAUAUUUGGUCAUGGUCUUGGCCUAGCUGGAGUGGUGGAAGAUCACAUGAAGGGAACACUGCAUUUUCACAUCAUCUUCUAUGGAUCAAAUGUCAUAUGUGCUCCAAGAACUAUGUCAAGUGUCUGCAAUCUGCAAAAAGCCUUGGACUCUUUUUACAAGGCAAAGUUCAGUACCGGAACAAAUUUCCAGAAUGUCUUGACUAGAACGUUGAGAAAAUCUACUGCGUUGAGACAGUUGGCAGAACCAAUGAGUUCACCAGCUCUUUUGCAGCAAACCAACCCUAUUGCAACCAUGGAUGAUCUAUCAUCAAAUGGCUCAACCAUGCAAAAGAUGGAAAAUAUAUCUUGUGACAAGAGAGCAAAUAGUGAAUACCAUGUGCAUCACAGAACUUGUCAUAAAGGAUUUCAUGGUAGAGAAAGAUGCCGACUUGCCAAGAAAUCAGGUGUUUCCAAUGGAACUAAUUGUGUUUUGCUUAUACCGACAAAACAGAAUCAACCUGAAAACAGCAAUACACCGAGUUGUCAGACUAUCAAACGGUUGUGUAUUUACUUCAAAUUCCAUCCAUAA
Molecule: messenger RNA, 2163 nt
Organism: Cylindrotheca closterium
Lineage: Eukaryota; Bacillariophyta; Bacillariophyceae; Bacillariales; Bacillariaceae
Source: the annotation of a GenBank genome assembly